This is a messenger RNA of Bipolaris sorokiniana ND90Pr, 730 nucleotides long. RefSeq lists its product as uncharacterized. The record is from RefSeq and is a predicted model, not a curated record. The transcript is spliced from 2 exons. NCBI's taxonomy places the organism in Eukaryota, Fungi, Ascomycota, Dothideomycetes, Pleosporales, Pleosporaceae. Bases 45 to 494 code for a protein of 149 amino acids.
CAAAUAUACAUAUUCAUGUAAUCACUUGGUCCAACAACCUCAUCAUGGCGUCCAAAAAGCCCAAUGCAUUCAACCCGCCUUCUGUGCCAAAGCCACCACCUACCUACUCUCAAGUUUGCGUCACUCCCAUAGUAGUUUCAUCCGCCCUGGUCACGCUUGCCGGCCAAACAGGCCUACAAAAAGAUGACACUGUGCCUUCUGGUAUCAAGGCACAAGCUAAAGCUGCCUAUGAAAUCAUUCACAAGUGUUUAGAAGCUGCCGGUGCAACACCGCGAGACAUUAUUUUCGUCCGACACUACAUUGUUAAAGAAACGGGUGACGAGGAGCAAGAUGCGAAGGACGUCGUGGAGCGGGGCUGGGGCGAGGAAUGGAUAGAAUUUAUGGAUCAGAAAGCAGAUGGGCACCGGCCCCCGGAUACAGUUGUUGGUGUUGCGAGUCUGCCGUUGGGGAAAUUGUUGUACGAGUGUGAAGUCACGGCGAUGAUUUGCCGUUGAAAGACUUCGGUUCAAAACACAAUAUCACGUAGUAGUGGUACAACCGUUUUCUUGGCUAUGACCAAGCGAGUAACUAAUCACACCUGCCAAUGAGAUCUGGGGGUAUUUUGUGACAGAUAAGAGAUAGAAGACGUGGCAUACAAUCGAGAAUAUCGUAGAAUGUCUACAAGGAUUAUGAUCCGUCCCUUGAACGGAAGACGCGGCUAGCAGUCGUUACCGUGAGGGGAAACUCGGGU